This is a messenger RNA of Oryza brachyantha (malo sina), 1103 nucleotides long. RefSeq names its product NAC domain-containing protein 41-like. Gene Ontology annotation, molecular function: DNA binding. Bases 82 to 930 code for a protein of 282 amino acids. The transcript has a single exon. Gene Ontology annotation, biological process: regulation of DNA-templated transcription. NCBI's taxonomy places the organism in Eukaryota, Viridiplantae, Streptophyta, Magnoliopsida, Poales, Poaceae. The record is from RefSeq and is a predicted model, not a curated record.
GGCGCGGCGCCUCCUGCUCUCCUCUCUCUCCGUUCCAUCGCAUCUCCUCCCGAUCCCAAAUCGAUCGCCGCCAUUCGCCCGAUGGCGGCCUCCUCCUCCUCCUCCCGCCCCGACGAGGAGGAGCCCAGCGGCGACUUCUGGUCCCACCCCACCGACCAGGAGCUCGUCACCAAGUACCUCCGCCGCCACGUCGAGUCCGGCAAGAACCUGUGGCGGUUCGUCCACGAGGCCGACGUGUACGCCGCCGACCCGGAGGACCUCACGACCAAGUACGCACCGGCGGUCGCCGGCGACGGCUCCGCGGCGUGGUACUUCUUCACCACCGUGCGGCCCAAGAGCGAGGGCGGGCAGCGGAGGGCGCGGGCGGUGGGCGACGACGGGUGCUGGCACUCGGAAGCCGGCGCCAAGGACGUCGUCCUCGGCGUCCCCAGCCCCCGCCCGAUAGGGCGGCGCCAGGCCUUCUCGUUCGUCACGAAGCGGGACGGGCAGCGAGUGCGGACGGGGUGGAUCAUGGUCGAGAUCGGCCUCGGCUACGCCCAACAGGACGUCUCCUCCAACGAGCUUGUUCUGUGUAAGGUGUACCGGAGCCCCCGCGCGCGCCCCGCCGCCACGAAAUCCAAGACGGCGGAUGAACCAGCUUCCGAUGACGUGAAACCCGCCGUGGCGGCUGCGCCGACCCCCGACAGCAAGACACCCACGGUGACGCUGGCGAUGGCGGCCGCGGAAGCGGCUGGAUGGAAGAGGAAGGCCGACGGCAAGAGCUCCGGCGUAGGCAGGGCGAAGUGGCUCUGCUCCCGCUGCCGGGCGGAGACAUCGGAAUCGGCGGGCAGCGAGACGGCAGUCCUUGACAACGCGCCCAACGAAGACGAAACGGCAGAUUCUUCAGAAACCCAUGGGCACCUUGGUGCCAAAUUCUUCAAGUUUCUGUGAUUAGUUUCUAUCUGGAGCCAAGGCUGCCAGUCUAGAUAGGGAUCGCAUUUACCACAAAAAUGGGAAGCUGCUAUAUUUCCCAUUGAGUAGCACUAGUGUAAUCGGACUCCAAAUCAUGCCUUACCCGCAAACUCCAGUCUGAUACAGAAAGGGUAAGCUUCUGUUUUCAGUAU